Messenger RNA from Callithrix jacchus (white-tufted-ear marmoset), 4714 nucleotides. It is a transcript of the gene KCNG2, whose product is annotated as potassium voltage-gated channel modifier subfamily G member 2. Gene Ontology annotation, cellular component: membrane; voltage-gated potassium channel complex. The record is from RefSeq and is a predicted model, not a curated record. Gene Ontology annotation, molecular function: protein binding; voltage-gated potassium channel activity. Gene Ontology annotation, biological process: protein homooligomerization; potassium ion transmembrane transport; action potential. NCBI's taxonomy places the organism in Eukaryota, Metazoa, Chordata, Mammalia, Primates, Cebidae.
AUGGAGCCAUGGCCCUGCUCCGGGCACGCGGAGCCUCCUGGCGGCGGCGCUGUGGGCGGUACGGCCCGCGCCCGGCACGUCAUCAUCAACGUGGGCGGCUGCCGCGUGCGCCUGGCCUGGGCCGCGCUUGCUCAAUGCCCCCUCGCGCGCCUGGAGCGCCUGCGCGCCUGCCGCGGCCACGACGAGCUGCUGCGCGUGUGCGACGACUACGACGUGAGCCGCGACGAGUUCUUCUUCGACCGCAGCCCGUGCGCCUUCCGCGCCAUCGUGGCGCUGCUGCGCGCGGGGAAGCUGCGGCUGCUGCGGGGCCCGUGCGCGCUGGCCUUCCGCGACGAGCUGGCCUACUGGGGCAUCGACGAGGCGCGCCUGGAGCGCUGCUGCCUGCGCCGCCUGCGCCGCCGCGAGGAGGAGGCGGCCGAGGCGCGCGCGGAGCCGGCGGAGCGCGGGGCGCAGGGGAGCCCGGCGCGCGCCUUGGGGCCCCGGGGGCGGCUGCAGCGCGGCCGGCGGCGCCUGCGCGACGUGGUGGACAACCCGCACUCGGGGCUGGCGGGCAAGCUCUUCGCCUGCGUGUCCGUGUCCUUUGUGGCCGUCACGGCCGUGGGCCUCUGCCUGAGCACCAUGCCGGACAUCCGCGCCGAAGAGGAGCGGGGCGAGUGCUCCCCCAAGUGCCGCAGCCUGUUCGUGCUGGAGACCGUGUGCGUGGCCUGGUUCUCCUUCGAGUUCCUGCUGCGCUCCCUGCAGGCCGAGAGCAAGUGCGCCUUCCUGCGCGCGCCGCUCAACAUCAUCGACAUCCUGGCGCUCCUGCCCUUCUACGUGUCGCUGCUGCUGGGGCUGGCGGCGGGCCCGGGCGGGAGCAAGCUCCUGGAGCGCGCGGGGCUGGUGCUGCGGCUGCUGCGAGCGCUGCGCGUGCUCUACGUGAUGCGCCUGGCACGCCACUCACUGGGGCUGCGCUCGCUGGGCCUGACCGUGCGCCGCUGUGCGCGUGAGUUCGGGCUGCUGCUGCUGUUCCUGUGCGUGGCCAUGGCGCUCUUCGCGCCGCUGGUGCACCUGGCCGAGCGCGAGCUGGGCGCGCGCCGCGACUUCUCCAGCGUGCCCGCCAGCUACUGGUGGGCCGUGAUCUCCAUGACCACCGUGGGCUACGGCGACAUGGUCCCGCGCAGCCUGCCCGGCCAGGUGGUGGCGCUCAGCAGCAUCCUCAGCGGCAUCCUGCUCAUGGCCUUCCCCGUCACCUCCAUCUUCCACACCUUCUCGCGCUCCUACUCCGAGCUCAAGGAGCAGCAGCAGCGCGCAGCUAGCCCCGAGCCGGCCCUGCGUGAGGACAGCACGCGCUCGGCCACGGCCACCGAGGACAGCUCGCAGGGCCCCGACAGCGGGGGCCUGGCCGCCGACUCUGCGGACGCACUGUGGACCCGGGCAGGGCCCUGACGCCGGCACCGCCCACACGGAGACCCCUCCACAGCAGCUGCAGCGUAGGGAACCCGGAGGCGCGCGGGGCAUCUGGCCCGGGGGAGCGGGUCCUGCAGGCCUCGUCCUCGGCCCUCAUGCAUGAGCAGCCCCAGAACUCGGUGGACCCCGGCCUGGAAGCCACUGGCCUGUGACCUCUUGCCCCUCUCCUUUCCAUGGAUUUUUAAUUUUUUAUGCCUAGUUAAAAAAUUUAGUAAGUCCCAGAAAUUCCACGCCUGUUGUAGAUGACUUGGUUCCCCCUCUGACCGUUCCUGCCUUCCAGGGAGAAGUGGGGAGCACGGCCCCCCUCAGGCCCCCCCCACCCCCCGCACCCAGAAUGGGCAGGUCCCUGCAGGAGGCGGCCCUGGGCAUCCAGCUCUGCCCACAUCCCCUUCCCAGGGAUGGGACAGAGGUUGGACGCUGACACUCACAGUCCCCUAGUCCGCCCCAGUAACUGCCCUUUCCAGGAUUGGGGCAGGGGGCUCCAGCCCUGACCUCUAACGUCCAUCCCCUGACACACUUUCCCUAGGGAAUCUUAGAGGCCUGACCUCCGGGAGGGUACCUCCUACACUCCCUUCUUCGCACCGUUUGCGUGUGGCAUUGUAACCCUUCCAGGGCCUAUGGGACCGUGACCUUAUUCUUCUGGGACACCUCCUGUCCCCAACAGGAGUGUUUCCUUGGGGCUUCAUUCAGAUGGAAGAACUGCCCUGCCCUCUGGAUGAGGCUGUGGAGGAAGCGGCUGAGAUUCCUCGGGGCACCUGCGGGGACAGGCACCAAAGCUCGGGCCUCUCCCCACAGGUGGAGAGGAAGGAACUUUCCACUUCACGCUGCUCUAUAUGCAUUCACUUUAGUGAGUUCAGCCAGGAGACCUGAGACGUGACCACAGUCUGAAGCGGGAGAGGGACACAUCACCUGGAGGGUCCCACCUUCCAUUACAAGGCAGCUAACGCAGGGCCCCUGGCACGGGGCAGUGGCUGGGAGAAGGGGAAGCUCAUUUCCUGGCUCUGUGGGAACCCAAUGCAAACCACCCCCUGCUCCCACACGGCUUGCGGCGGAGCUCCUCUCGGUGUCCUGUGGUCUUUGGGGUCUGCCCUGGAGCCUGGUACUCCUCGGCCCGAAAGAGAUUUCCUUCCAUGAUGGGGGAGUCAGGAGGAACCGCCAGGGCGCCUGAGCGUGAUGUCCAUGCACUCAAGGCCUGGUUUUGCAGAUCUGCGUCCACAGCAGCAAGCCCAUCUCCCCUUCCUGUGGCUGCACAGAAUGGCCAGUCUGCCACUGGUCCCCAGCUCCCCGGCAGGGCUGGGUGCUUUCGGGAUGCCAAGAGGAGACCCCAGGGCUGGAAUGGGCUGGGAGAGGCCUGAGGGGCCACCAUGAUGCUGCCUCAGCUCCCGGCAGCACACAGCACUUGGCUCCUCCAAGUGUCAAGGCUUUGGGACAAGGGACAGGGGUCCAGGAUGCAGGGAAACUGAAAUACCUUGGUCUUAUCAGCGAUCGUUCCUCCAGGGUCAGGUGGGCGGACGCCAGUGUGCAGGAAGCCCUGCUUCUUCAGGGAUCCUCACCUCAGCGCCUCGGGCAGAAAAGGCUCCCGUCAUUCACACGGGGAAACAGAGCAGUGCAAGAUCAGCCAGGCAAGAUGUGGCUUUCAGGCCUGAAACCUGCCCACCGCCCUGGCACCACGCUUGAGUAGAGAGAGCCCUGGGGCUGCACCGCCGCCUCUCCCUGGGGCUCACUGUGGGGGCCCUGCAGGGCUCGGGGCUGGCUGAGCACCUGCCCAGGCUUCUGGCCUCCCUGGGGCACAAACCCCUCCCGGACCAAGGCCACAGGAGUCUGUAAGGGACACAGCUGUGGACAAAGAGCAGGAGACGGGCAUGACCCGGGUGAGUGCCGAGCCUCUUCUCCAUGGCAGGGCCUGCAGCAGCCACUGGGACCACCGGGGCUCAGACCCGCCUCCCCCAACCAGGUCAGCUGGGGCCCCAGGUGCCCAUGACACUGGCUGGGCCCAGGGCCCCGGACACACAGCGGGGCACCUGAGGCCUGGCAGCACACUGGGGGCUGCCUCUCACAGUGACAGCUUUGGGUCUUGCUCAGGAAUGGGCAGAGCUUAGUACUGGGCUGAGAGGCCUGGGCAGAGGACCGCCCAAGGGGCCACAUGCUAAGACCAGCGCCCCCCACCCUCUGCUGCUCAUCCCACCCUCUACUGGUGACCCCAGGGACAGGAUUCCUUCUGUGUGGUGAGGUGCUGACCACCACAAAGACCCCCAGAAACAAACCCAAUUUGUUCUCCCUCGGAGGGCUGGGUCAGAGGUGGGGAGUGACGGGGAUGGGGUCUCAGACCUGCCCCUCCCCAUCCUGGGCUGCAGAGUCUGGCCAGGGAGCCCUGGAGCCCUCCAAGACCAGGGUCCCCCAGAGGCCACCCUGGGCCACCAGGAUAGGGUGCUGGGCAGCUGUGCUGAGACAGGUGGCACAUUUCCACCCAGCCCCAGGCUUCUUUUUCACUCUACAGGUGCCCCGUGGGUCAGCCUCCCACACAGGCCUCAGGAAAGGGCACAGCUGGAGCUCAGCGGGCCUCAGUGUCCUCGUGGGGCGAGGGGAACGUGAACUUCCCAGGCUCCCAUGACCUGCUCUCCCACAGAGAGGCCCUCCUUAGCCUCCUCCUUCCCUGGUGCUUCUCUGUUGAUUAAAGCCAUCCAAAGGCAUCACAGGGCGGCAGCAACCUGAGAGUUUAGAAACACAGUGGUUCCCCUCUGGCCCAGCCCCCGCCAUGCAGGGCUGAGACCUUGUUCCCAUUUCCUCACUGUUAUAACGGGUGGCCCACAGUGGUCCCUGUCUCCCACCCCCGCACUAGAUCUCUGGUUCAUGUGGCACCAUCCACCACUUGAGGGCGGUGAUUUGUGUCCCAGAUGUUCCAGACACAGUGGCCUUAAUCUCCACCUUCCCUCAGGGAUGCUGGCUGGAUAUGGACCAUGCCCUCUCCUCGCAUCCAGAUGCGCCUCAACCCAAACCCUGCCCUGCACCUCCACCCACACAAGAAGCUCACAUGUUGCAUCCACUGAAAACACUGCACAGAAAAAAAUCACUGUGCACACAGCUCCAUCUCUGUGUGCUGCUCCGAGAUCGCAAAUCUGGAAACACCUCCUUUUAAAGGAGACCCUUCCCAUGCUUUAAGGCUUUGGUGGUGGGAGGGAGAAGGCAGGUGUGGCAGCCGCAGAGGCCAAAGCAGCUGAGGCAGCGCCAGACCCGCCCAUGAGCAGCCAAAGGACCCGUGGCCCGGUCC